AUGAGGAUUGAAGAAGAAGAUAGGUCGCGGGUUAUGUCUGAGGGAGAGAGAGGAGACAGCUCGGGAGAGAUGGGCUUCCUUUGGACAUCUUGCGGCCAGCCUAUACCUCAAAGAAGGAACACCUUCCAGUUGCAGCCAAAACGAAAGACAGACAAAAGAGCCCUCCUCCCGUAUGCAUGGUUCGUGGACCUUCCUGUUCCCGUUCCCAUUCCGGAAGUGAGUAAGCUUGCUUGGGAUCAUGCACCUCACUCGGAAUAG
Molecule: messenger RNA, 258 nt
Organism: Prunus armeniaca (apricot)
Lineage: Eukaryota; Viridiplantae; Streptophyta; Magnoliopsida; Rosales; Rosaceae
Source: the annotation of a GenBank genome assembly